Molecule: messenger RNA, 1457 nt
Organism: Chlamydomonas reinhardtii
Lineage: Eukaryota; Viridiplantae; Chlorophyta; Chlorophyceae; Chlamydomonadales; Chlamydomonadaceae
Exons: 4
Coding region: 67-423 (118 amino acids)
Molecular function (GO): metal ion binding
Source: RefSeq, a predicted model, not a curated record
AUAUAGACACGCGCUGUGCUUCAGCUUUAUCAAGAACCCUUCGACCCCUUAGCCAUCACUUUCAAUAUGCUCGCAUCUACAAUCCGCCGGGCCGCUCCCGCUUGCGCCGCUCGCGCGCCAGCUAUGCGGGCUGCCCGUGUGGUCGUGCGUCGUGGUCGUGGAUUGGUCGCGCGCUGCUUUGCUUCAGCCGCCGAGGUGAAGAUCGCGAUCGAGGGCAUGAUGUGCGAUGGCUGCUCGGGCCGCAUCGAAAAGGUCCUGAAGGGCAUGGAGACGGUGAAAAGCGUCGUGGUGUCUCUGGAGGGCAAGUCUGCCACGGUGGAGCUGUCGCAGGCCGACGCCGCCUCCGCCCAGGCCAAGGCCGCGGCGGCGGAGCUAGUGGACACCAUCAACAGCCUGGGCUUUGAGGCAAAGCUGGCGCAGUGAGGAGACAAAGCGGGCGAAGUAAGGAGAAAAUGUUAUAAUGCUAAGGCGGUAAAUCUUUGUUGAGGGUCUGUCAAGAGGAGUAGGGAGCAAGUGGCGCCAUUCGGCAAUGUCGACAUGACCAGUCAUGUGUAGUACGGUACUGAGGCAAGCACAUCGGAGAUUCGCUGUGGCGAGGAGUGCAGCAAGUGUUGCCCUACGCAGGAAAGGCAGGCUCGAAAGGGGCGGUUACGGUUGUGAUGCGGGCAGUAGCUUACAGGCCAGAAGGCACCUGUCUGGAGUGGCGGGGACGGCACUGUGGGCAGGCUCACCUCUUGCAAUGUUGUUGGUACCGGACAUGGCACGUGUGGUGCAUGGUUGACUAGGGUGUCCAGGUCCAGACGUUGGUAGGGCGCUUUAGGUACUGCUAAAUGGGACUGGUUGGUUCGAAUUGUGGAGGCCGGGGAAACAGAAACAAUGCGUUCAGGAGACACGUACAGAGGGUGGCGACAUGUGUUGUUAUCGGUGGUUCGCAGGGCGAUUGAGAUAUGUAGUGCUCUCCUCCGUACAGUCAUUCGCCCUGCGGCCCUGACGUUUGGGGGUGGCCGGGGUGGGUGAUGGGGUCGAGUGCUGGGAUUGUAGCCGGCGCUCGAGCUGGUGCGGUGAGCGGUGGAGCAGCGGGUGGCGGGGUUGGUGGUGUGGGAGGGCCACGGCGAGGCACUGGUGCAGGAGGGUUGCUGAGAGGCUGCUCAGCGCUUGGGUUUGCUGUACGGGUUCCCCUGGCCGACCUGCAACCCAAAUUGAUGAAGAUGCUUCAAGGAAACUAUUGCGCAUGAUGCCCAACACCUCAUCUCGUGCCGUGGUCGUGGCUCGUGUCAAUACCCGGUGUACAGAAAUCCAUUCCCGGUGAUGAAGGCGACCCUGCCCCCGCUCUAGGCGUCCGAAUGCAGUAGGGUUGCGACAGGGGCAACAGGUGGCACGUAGCCCAGGGCCCCGUGCUGUGAGGGCUCUUGAGAUGACGGGGGCUGGCCAUGCAUCCCACCGUUGGCAUUUUACGU